AUGCCCGGAGGGCUGCUUCUUGGGGACGAAGCCCUCAACUUUGAGGCCAAUACCACCAUCGGCUGCAUCCGAUUCCACGAUUUCCUGGGAGGCUCAUGGUGCAUUCUCUUUUCCCACCAACAGGACUUCACCCCAGUGUGUACCACAGAGCUUGGCAGAGCUGCAAAACUGGCGCCAGAGUUUGCCAAGAGGAAUGUUAAGUUGAUUGCUCUUUCAAUAGACAGUGUUGAGGACCAUCUUGCCUGGAGCAAGGACAUCAAUGCUUACAAUGGUGAUGAACCCACAGAAAAGUUACCGUUUCCCAUCAUCAAUGACAAGGAGAGGGACCUUGCCAUCCUUUUGGGCAUGUUGGAUCCAGCAGAGAAGGAUGAGAAGGGCAUGCCUGUGAUGGCCUGUGUGGUGAUUGUUUUCAGGCUUGACAAGAAACUGAAGCUGUCUAUCAUCUACCCUGCUACCACCAGCAGGAAUUUUGAUGAGAUUCUCAGAGUAAUUAAGUCUCUCCAGCUGACAGCAACGAAUCGGGUCACUACCCCGGUUGACUGGAAGGAAGGCAACAGCGUCAUGGUCCUUCCCACCAUCCCUGAAGAGGAAGCCAAACAGCUUUUCCCCAAAGGAGUCUUCACCAAAGAGCUCCCAUCUGGCAAGAAAUACCUCCGUUAUACCCCUCAGCCUUAAGUCUUUGUGGGAGUUGAGGCUGCAGCUGCUCCGGCAUGGUGUCCAUCUCAGGGCUCCACUGAUUGGCUUUCUCUGAAAUACAUUCUGUAUUGGAGACUCAGACCUUGUCACGUCUCUGCAGGGUUUGUGAUCAGCAAGCUAGAGGGUAGAGUGGUAGCUCACUAUGCUUCCUCAUAGAAUGAUUAUAUUCACCUCCUGUAGCUUUCCUAGUUGAAUUUUCUGUUACGUGUUUUGGAGAAUAGUAAAAUGAGGGGAAACUUUCGAUUCUGUACUUUUGGGAAAUAACAGACUUGGGACAGCACAGGGAAAGUUCUGUUUGAUAUAAGCAAUCUGGUGAGUUGCUAUCAAAAGAGGGCUUAGAGGCAAAGGAAGGAGGUGCCCCCAAAGGUGUGAGCAAGACAGUGCAUGUACCUCCUGGCAUUUCCUGUCAGCCCGCCCUGAUACGUGCAUGUGAACACACCUUGUAAAGACAGAUGGCAACAGAAUGCUUUGCCACUAAACUGUCCUAACAGGU
This is a messenger RNA of Peromyscus maniculatus bairdii (prairie deer mouse), 1189 nucleotides long. The record is from RefSeq and is a predicted model, not a curated record. Lineage: Eukaryota; Metazoa; Chordata; Mammalia; Rodentia; Cricetidae.